This is a messenger RNA of Verticillium alfalfae VaMs.102, 513 nucleotides long. Its product is annotated as rhodanese domain-containing protein. The transcript has 3 exons. Gene Ontology annotation, molecular function: thiosulfate-cyanide sulfurtransferase activity. NCBI's taxonomy places the organism in Eukaryota, Fungi, Ascomycota, Sordariomycetes, Glomerellales, Plectosphaerellaceae. Gene Ontology annotation, cellular component: mitochondrion. The record is from RefSeq and is a predicted model, not a curated record. Bases 1 to 513 code for a protein of 170 amino acids.
AUGCGUCGCCACCACGGCAUCACACGCCAAUUGCUUGCGCAGCACCACCACGACAUCCGCCUUCCAGACUCGUCUCGCCAGACGUCGGCCCGCGGUACCAAGCUCUGGACCUUUGACCAGCUGGAACGCGCCGUCGACAGCAACAAGUCUGGCAUCAUCAUCGUCGGUACGUUUGCUGCCUUUUCCCCCUCCUCCUUCGUCUCCCCGUGCUCCAACACGCGCGAGCCCGGCGAGGUCCGCCAGACGGGCCACAUCCCCGGCGCGAUCAACAUUCCCAUCACGACACACCCCGAGAGUUUCCACGUGACGGCCGAGGAGUUUGAGGACCGCUUCGGCUUCGAGAGGCCGGCCAAGAACAGCGAGCUCGUCUUCUACUGCAAGGCCGGCGUGCGCAGCCGUGCGGCGGCGGCGCUGGCCACGGAGGCUGGCUGGACCGGCGUCGGGGAGUACCCCGGCAGCUGGCUCGACUGGGAGAAGAACGGCGGCCGGGCGCAGAAGCCGCAGGACCCGUGA